Pocillopora verrucosa is the source of this 2464-nucleotide messenger RNA. Its product is annotated as Bardet-Biedl syndrome 10 protein-like. Gene Ontology annotation, molecular function: ATP binding; ATP-dependent protein folding chaperone. NCBI's taxonomy places the organism in Eukaryota, Metazoa, Cnidaria, Anthozoa, Scleractinia, Pocilloporidae. The record is from RefSeq and is a predicted model, not a curated record. Gene Ontology annotation, biological process: chaperone-mediated protein complex assembly.
UUUGAAACAGUUCGUCGCGUUCGGAGUCGUGUGAGUUCUGCAUGUCCUAAGACUUCAGACUUGAAGCUGUAUAGGUCUGAACGAAUCGCGAAAGGACCGUGUUAACAGGCCACACGAAGACAACAGCUGAUGAAACGUCAUAUCAUAUUCCAUGUGGAUAUUACAACGUCAAUCACUCCUUAAUGGACAGUAGUUUUCGAUAAACAAUUAUAUUUUAUCCCAAUAUGAGCAGGACUUCUGGUUAAAGUGACUUUUAGAACAAUCUAGUUUGACAUGAGAUUGAUUCGAUAAACGCAACGACAAGAACUCGGACUUUCCGUACACAACACGUUAGAUAGGAGUUCGGCGACGCGGUUGAUCCUGAGCCAAACAAAAAAUUGUGGGGAAUUAAGCUGAGCCGUCUUGCGUGAGAGACAGCUUCGUCAACAACCGCUAUUACCGUUGUUGAGUUUUUCAAAGGAAAUCUCGCGCCUUUCUCACAAAAGUAAUGUCGGCCAUAUUUGUUUCUAAUACGGGAGUUUUGGAUUUGACACAACGCUGGCCAAGGCUGUAGGGUAAGACGGCUCAAGUUCAAUAUGGCGGUCGCAGAAGAAGCCUUGAAAGUUUGUGAGACUUUGGAAAAGAUUUUGAAGGGAACAUUUGGACCGAACGGACACGACGUCAUGCUGAAUUCAUCUUCAGGAGAAAUACUUAUUACAAAUAAUGGUGCACUAAUUUUAAGGUCGUUGAAUUUAGAAAAUCCCAUCGGGCGAACUAUUGUCAACAAAAUUGUGUCCUUCUCCUCAAUCUCUGGAGACGGCGCAACAUCAUUCGUGUUGCUUUUAUCAUCAAUCCUACGGGAAGCCGUUUCCAUUACAGGAAUGAGAGAUAACUUUGAUCCCACUGAAACUUUAUCAAUCCACCGAGGAAAAACUUUAGCUGCAUUGUCUCGAGCUUUUUACAAACUUGAAUCAAGUUUACUUGAACAUGAAGUUGUUGUUUCAGUUCUGAACGGAAUCGCAGUAACUACAGACCUUGAGGCCGAGGAUUCCUCGCUUAUCAAACAGAGAAUGAUUAGACUUCUCAUCACAACACUUAACGGAAAAUUCCCGACCAGUUUAGUUUCAAACUUUGUUGAACUUCUUUACCAGGUGGUGAUGGAGACUUGGAAAUCAUCAGCUAUUUCCCUGCAGGAUGCACUUUUACAUGUAAUUGACGAAUUCGGCCAGAUCUGUGUAGAAGUUCCUGGUGUUCCAAUUUCUUCUUCUCAUUUGAAGCCUGGAGUAAUAAUACCUCGUGGAUUUUCCAUCGAACAACAAGGAGUUCCCAAAACUUCUCAGGAGUUCAUGUUUGUUGUUAUGAACUGUAGUUUUGACUUCUUGGGACCACAGACAUCAUCAUCAAUUCAAAUAAAGGAUGAAACAUCUUUAGGUUUGAGUGUUGAGUGGAAAAGAAACCAAGUAAAAAAAGUAAUAACCAUGUUCAAUGAACAUAAAAUUAAAUUAAUUCUGUCCUCAGAGAAUGUGCCAGACUUCGCCUUGCAUUUCUGUAGGCAGUAUGGCAUUGCUGUUGUUAGCAGCAUUCCUCAGGAGUAUGUCAGGUAUAUUUGUAAGUGUACAGGAAUACUUGCCAUUAAUGAUGUUGGUGAGGUCAAUCUGUCAGAACUCUUUGUUGGAAAGGGUGUUUCAUGUGAUCUUCACACAAUAGGUCAUCAUAGAUUUGUCCAUCUUGAGUUGGAUUUAUCAAACUGCAAAUUCUCUCCAUGCAGCAUACUUCUUUGUUCUCCAGUACAAGGAUUAUGUAGGCAGUAUUACAUUGUUCUUCACCAUGCACUAAAAUGCAUCAAAAUGUCCUUUAGUGAAGAUGGAAAGAAGUUGCUCUUUGUACCAGGUGCUGGUGCAUGUGAACUGGCCUUGAGCUUUUCUUUAAAAAAAAUUUCAAAUAGUGUAAAAGACUCAAAUUUAUCACUGGCUUUGGAAAUCCUGAGUAGUGCAUUGCGAGCCAUACCAAGGUUCCUCCAUCAAAAUUCGUUUUCCAUGUCUCAUCCAAAAGAAAAUUUCAUUCACUGUUUGAAUGAGAUGGAGAGGUCUUUGAAGGAUGAUGGAUUGUUGUUAGGGAUAGAUUCAAAGACAGGUAAAUCAAUAGAUCCUCAAGAAUGUGAAAUUUUUGAGCCUCUUCAAGGAAAACACCUGCUCUGGCAGAGUGUGUUACAGUGCACAUCACAACUUUUGAGGACAGAUAAGCUUAUUGGUGUAAGAAAAAUAGACAAUGGUGUGUGAGGAAUAAAAUAAAAUCUUAUUUAGAAAGCUACUUUUGUUUUAUUGAAAAAAAGAGGAGACCAAACCAUGAUUUCAGAAUUAUUCUUUUCCCAAAAUAUAACUGGAUGAUAAAUAGUUCUGUCGAGUAAUAGAUAGAUAAACCAAGUCAUUAGUUAACAGCUCAAAAAAUACAUGAAAACAGAUGCCAAUGUGUGGGAAUGUGAAAC